AUGGUGGCAAGGGAGGGGAUGGCAGCAUACAUUGCCUAAUAUGCAAAGCACAAGGUCCCUUGCCAGGAAUGCGGUAGGAAAGUAACAAGGGAAUGUUUAGAGGGGCAUGCUGCUUCCCUUUGUUCUAAUAAGAGAAUAUUAUGUCCACCAGGCUGCGGAACAAGCCUUCUAUGGCAAGCUAUUGUCAAUUUAAUUAUGCAAUCAAAUGUAAAAUGGUUAUCUAGGCCAAUAAAAUAUCCAAAAGUUGCACUAGCCAGCUCAUCUCUGGUCCCUACUAUAAAACACAAAUGUCUUUUUCUUUUGUCUAUUGUUUUUCAAACAAACAACACCGAUUACAGUAAAACUUUAUGCAUGCACUUUGCAAUGUAACAUAGCAAGUAUUCAACAUAUUGUGUUCGUUGAAGUUGUUAGUUUUACUCAGCGAGUCCGCUUGCGAUCAUAUUUCAUAUAUUUCUUCUGAUCAUAUUUCAUUAUGUCAUACGUCAUGCAGCCUCUUCGCCGUUAGGCAUUAAUUCAGCACUACAGCAUUCCAGCAAAUGUGGGUUUUGGUAUUUUGUAAGCUUCAUCAUUAUUUUCAUUGUAAUUUUCCUAAGUGUAUUUAGUUUAAUUUAAAUUGUAAUAGGUUUUCACUUGUUAUUUUGUUUACAGUUUUAAAUGAUGCUACCAACUGGUAUCAGAGAUUGUUGAAAUAGAAUAUAUCAUUAAGUCGCAUUAAAAACUGUCUGUAUUUAUUGCUGAAAGUCACCCAUGGCAGCCACACCUACUUUAUUUCUUUUGUAGGCUCCACUUGAUGCUUCAUUUGAGCGAGUGCCCAGAAAGAACGGUCUGCUGUAUAGUGCCUGGCUGCAUUACCAUGGUAAAGCAGAAGGAUGUACUGCAGCACUCGAUAAAUGCAGCCUCUGCCCACAUUGUUCUGCAGGAAGAAGAGGUCCAGCUUCUGCAGUGCCAGAUGCAUUUCCAGGUGAGAUGCUUGAAUUAUAAGAAUAUUAAAAAAAAAAGAUGUGAUAUGAACAUGAACUGAACAUUCAGUUUCAUUUCAGAGAACCAAACCAAGAUGGAGUUUAGAAGAGAAAGGUGUGUUCUCCUUCAGCUGGAGGGGAGAAAAGUGGAGUGA
Pocillopora meandrina is the source of this 1114-nucleotide messenger RNA. The record is from the annotation of a GenBank genome assembly. Lineage: Eukaryota; Metazoa; Cnidaria; Anthozoa; Scleractinia; Pocilloporidae.